Molecule: messenger RNA, 4227 nt
Organism: Peromyscus eremicus (cactus mouse)
Lineage: Eukaryota; Metazoa; Chordata; Mammalia; Rodentia; Cricetidae
Gene: Slk
Product: STE20 like kinase
Exons: 19
Coding region: 162-3857 (1231 amino acids)
Biological process (GO): protein phosphorylation
Molecular function (GO): protein binding; protein serine/threonine kinase activity; ATP binding
Source: RefSeq, a predicted model, not a curated record
CCCCUCCGCGGCCGGAGCUCGGUCGCUGCCCCGCCUUCUCCGGGGAGCGCCAGGCGGGAGCGGCCCGGACCCCGGGCUCGCGCGGGAGACGACGCGCCACAAACUUUGCCUUUUAUUGUUCCUAGCCCUUUAAGUGCGAGGGACUCCGCUGGGCAGGAAAAAUGUCCUUCUUCAAUUUCCGUAAGAUCUUCAAGUUGGGGAGCGAGAAGAAGAAGAAGCAGUACGAGCACGUGAAGAGAGACCUGAACCCCGAAGAGUUUUGGGAGAUUAUAGGAGAACUGGGCGACGGAGCCUUUGGGAAAGUGUAUAAGGCCCAGAAUAAAGAGACCAAUGUUUUAGCUGCUGCAAAGGUGAUUGACACCAAAUCUGAAGAAGAACUUGAAGAUUAUAUGGUUGAGAUUGACAUAUUAGCAUCUUGUGAUCACCCGAACAUAGUCAAGCUUCUAGAUGCCUUCUAUUAUGAGAACAAUCUUUGGAUCCUCAUUGAAUUUUGUGCAGGGGGAGCAGUAGAUGCUGUGAUGCUUGAACUUGAGAGACCAUUAACUGAGUCCCAAAUCCAAGUAGUUUGUAAGCAGACUUUAGAGGCACUGAGUUACUUACAUGACAAUAAAAUCAUCCACAGAGAUCUGAAAGCUGGCAAUAUUCUUUUUACCUUAGAUGGAGACAUUAAAUUGGCGGAUUUUGGAGUAUCAGCUAAAAACACCAGGACAAUUCAAAGGAGGGAUUCCUUUAUUGGCACACCAUAUUGGAUGGCUCCUGAAGUAGUCAUGUGUGAGACAUCAAAGGACAGGCCUUAUGACUAUAAAGCUGACGUUUGGUCCCUGGGUAUUACUUUAAUAGAAAUGGCUGAGAUAGAGCCACCUCACCAUGAGUUAAAUCCAAUGCGAGUGUUGCUAAAAAUAGCAAAAUCUGAGCCCCCAACAUUAGCACAGCCGUCAAAAUGGUCUUCAAAUUUUAAGGACUUUCUAAAGAAAUGCUUGGAAAAGAAUGUGGAUGCACGGUGGACUACAUCUCAGCUAUUACAGCAUCCCUUUGUUACUGUUGAUUCCAACAAACCAGUCCGAGAAUUGAUUGCUGAGGCAAAGGCUGAAGUAACAGAAGAGGUUGAAGAUGGCAAGGAGGAAGAUGAUGAUGAGGAAGCAGAGAAUGCUCUGCCAAUACCUGCAAAUAAACGUGCCUCCUCUGACCUCAGUAUUGCCAGCUCUGAAGAAGAUAAACUUUCUCAAAAUGCUUGUAUUUUGGAAUCUGUAUCAGAAAGAAUAGAGAACAGUACUGCUGGGGAUAAAUUUAGCAACAAAGUUCUUAAUGAAAAACCCAUCACUGACGAACCUCCGAAGGCUGUGAAAGGUGUUAAUGAGCAUACGGAUGAUUCUAACAUGGCUGAACUCAAUGACCAAACAGUAGGAAUCCAUGAGAAUGGGAGACAGAAGAGACCUAAGCUGGAAGAUCAAGCUGACACAGAAGACCAACCAACUGUGGCUGUUAAUUCGGUCAGUGAAGGAAAUGAGGGGAAUAUAGUAACUUUAGAAACGGACACUAACCAUCUGAAACCAGAAGAAGACAGGAAGAAAGAAAACCAGGAGAUACUUGAGAAUAAACUUAUCCAACCUGAAGAAAUUAAAGAUACGCAUAUUCAAACAAUGGACUCGGUGUCUCAAGAGACUGGAGAAACCGAGGCAGAUUUUCAGGCAGUUGACAAUAAAGUUGGGUUUACAAAAGAAGAUGCCCAAGAGAAACUGGGAAAAGAUGACAAAACUCACCAAGUUGUAGUCAGUGAAGCAGGAACACAUGAGGCACUAGAUGCUGCUGAGAAGGUUCCUGAACACAGCAGCAAGGAUGCACAGAGUGCUGAUGGGAAUGAAGUAGUGGAAGGAACCUGGAAGUUAGAGAAGCCCACGGAGAGCCCUGAGGCUGGUGGUGCUGAGGAAGAACCUUCUGUUCAAGAAAGAGUUGAGAAUGAAGAGCUAGGUCAACAGUCCGCAGCGUGUGACGGUGAGGGACCGUUAAUCAGCACUUCAGAGACCACACAGGCAACCAUUGAGGAGCCAGGGACAGAUGAAGUGGAGCAGGUCAGUGAGGCCCAUGGCAUUGAGGAGACAGAGAGACGUGCAGUGACUGGCGGUGCUGAGGAGCAGGCUCUAGGAAGUGAAGCUGAGGCUGCCGCCACCGCCACCGAGGGAGAGCUGGCGAGGGAGGAAACUGCACAGGGAGUGCCAGUUAAACCAGAGCCCCAAGCUCCUGCAGCCUCGCAGCCCAGCGAGCCUCGUCCUGUCCUAAUACCCAGGAUCAAUAUUAACUCAGAAAACACAGAGAGUAAAGGAGAAACGGGUGCUUUACCAAAACCUGAAACCAUACUGCCACAGGAGCCUGAAACCGAAAAGGAGAACGACGCCGACUCAGGGACCGGGUCUGCUGUGGAGACCAGCAGCAGUGACUUGAAUUUGUCCAUCUCUAGCUUCUUAAGCAAAACUAAAGACAGCGGGUCAAUGUCUUUACAAGAGACAAGAAGACAGAAGAAAACAUUGAAGAAAACACGCAAAUUUAUUGUUGAUGGUGUAGAAGUGAGUGUAACAACGUCAAAGAUAGUUACAGAUAGUGACUCCAAAACUGAGGAAUUGCGGUUUCUCAGGCGUCAGGAACUUCGAGAGCUGAGAUUUCUUCAAAAGGAAGAGCAGAGGGCCCAGCAACAGCUCAAUGGCAAACUGCAGCAGCAGCGAGAGCAGAUUUUUAGGCGCUUUGAGCAAGAAAUGAUGAGUAAGAAGCGACAAUAUGACCAAGAAAUUGAGAAUCUAGAGAAGCAGCAGAAACAGACAAUUGAACGACUAGAACAAGAGCACACGAACCGCUUGAGAGAUGAAGCCAAAAGGAUCAAAGGCGAGCAAGAGAAGGAGCUGUCCAAGUUCCAGAACAUGCUCAAAAACCGCAAGAAGGAGGUUAUAAAUGAAGUGGAGCAAGCACCUAAAGAGCUGAGAAAAGAGCUCAUGAAACGCACGAAAGACGAGCUUGCACAAAGCCAGCACGCUCAGGAACAAGAAUUUGUUCAGAAGCAACAACAAGAAUUAGAUGGCUCUCUGAAAAAGAUCAUCCAGCAACAGAAGGCAGAGUUGGCCAAUAUCGAGAGAGAGUGCUUGAAUAACAAGCAGCAGCUCAUGAGAGCUCGAGAAGCUGCGAUUUGGGAGCUUGAAGAGCGACACUUACAAGAAAAGCACCAGCUGCUUAAGCAGCAACUCAAAGACCAGUACUUCAUGCAGAGACACCAGCUGCUUAAACGUCACGAGAAGGAAACAGAACAAAUGCAGCGUUAUAAUCAACGACUUAUUGAGGAAUUGAAGAACAGACAGACUCAGGAACGAGCAAGACUACCCAAGAUUCAGCGAAGUGAGGCCAAGACCCGAAUGGCCAUGUUUAAGAAGAGUCUGAGAAUUAACUCAACAGCCACACCAGACCAGGACCGUGAAAAAAUCAAACAGUUUGCUGCACAAGAAGAAAAGAGGCAGAAAAAUGAGAGGAUGGCUCAGCAUCAGAAACACGAGAGCCAGAUGCGGGACCUCCAGUUGCAGUGUGAAGCCAAUGUCCGAGAACUGCAUCAGCUGCAGAAUGAAAAAUGCCACCUGUUGGUUGAACACGAGACUCAGAAACUGAAGGAGUUGGAUGAGGAGCACAGCCAAGAGCUAAAGGAGUGGAGAGAGAGGCUGAGGCCGAGGAAGAAGACACUGGAAGAAGAGUUUGCCAGGAAACUGCAGGAGCAGGAAGUGUUUUUUAAAAUGACUGGGGAGUCGGAAUGUCUUAAUCCAUCAGCACAGAGCCGUAUCUCCAAAUUCUACCCUAUUCCCACCUUGCAUUCCACUGGGUCAUAGCGAUAGCAGCAUUCUCUGUCUGGAUUUGGCUUCUAAGUACAUCAUUGUAUUCCUUCAUCUUCCACAGUAUGUAUGACUCACAAAGACAAUCACCUGUUUCAUCUUCUCGGUGGUUCUGAAAAUUUGUUUCUUGGAUUUUAUUGUUAACAGAGAUGAAGGGCAAACGAACUAAGACAGAUGCCAGGCCAUGUUGGCGAGUAGCAUCUUGCAGUAAUUCCCUAAGGUGAUUUUGUAUAUUGACUUUAAAUAUUGUAUUCUUUAGACACUGUUACUGAAAAACUGCCAGAAAAAUAAUGUUUAAAAGUAUUUGGAGGAAAGAAAAACCAAACCUGUUACAUCACUAAGUAUUAAUAAAUAUUGUUUUACCUGA